UGACAGAUGACAGUAACCGUGCCGGUGCCGGGCUGAACAUUUGACGAAACGCGACUGGAAUUUUCAUCUCCACCGAAAGAGAUCACAAGCAAUAAAACGUGCCGGGGCGGAAUACAUUUAGAGUAAGAAAUACGUGUUGUGUGCAUUGUGCGUGCCAGUGAAUCUGAGGCCUUACUUCGUCUGUCGAUAGCGCGCGAUUGUAGAUUUGUAAUAGAAUGGAAGGCAAGGGAAUGAUGCAGGAGACGAUGGAUCUGUUGGGAUCGUUGCGGGAGGAUGCGUCCCAGGCGCACGUGGAACUGAAACGAGAGGUCGAUUCGCUGGAUGACUUCGAGCACCUGAGCCACGAGUCGAAGUCACCGGUGCGUGACGAAGGUAAAACGUUGUUGGAUGAGGAUGUUUUGAUGGAUACGGCAGCACGUGCGGAGGCGGCAGCAGAGGUGGCGUCGUCGGCGCUCACGAAGGCGAUCGAUAAAAGGGUGGAAUCUGCAUCGGAUACAGCUGCCAGACUUGCCGACGCGCUGGAAACCAGGUGGGAGCCGACAGACAUCCGGCCAAGUCCAGUCGUUGCGUCGCCAGUUCCACCGCCAGCCAUGGACUCGAACCUCCUCGACUUUGAAGACGCUUUCCCCGAUCGGAAAGAAGCCGACGCCAAACUGGACAAGUUCCUCAACGAGAUGGCCCUUGGCCAGGAAAAACCAGCCGAGAAACUCGACGAUAUGAAAGAAGCGACGAUGGAUUUCGUUGAGAAGGAAAUGCAGCGUGCGUUUUCACUUGAAAAGGCAGACCUGCCACCCCCGCCCCAGACGGAUGACAUUCUCGAGCACUAUUCAGAUAGUGACGCCGAGGAUGACUUCAAACACGAGGACUUCCACGCGGACUUCCAGCAUCAUGAACCGGAGCAAGAACCGGAAGAGUCUGCCAAGUUUGAUCAGUUUAAGGAUGUGCACGACUUCGAGGCCAAAUUUGAUCUUCCGAAUUUCAAUCUUCCGCAAGAACAGCCCUUGUUCAAGACCCCCGAACCUGAACCACUCAUUUCCGAGCAGGUGAUUCUUCCUGAAGUACCCAAAGAGGAGCCCAAGAUUGCAACGCCAGUUGAAGAGAAACCACGCGAAGUUAUCGAGGAAAUAAUCCAGGAGGAGACUCCUCCGGCACCGGUCCAAGUUGAGAAAGUCGAGAAACCGAAAAAGAACGUCAUUGAAGCAGAGGCAAUGUUUUGCAAGAUGGGACUAGAUGCGUGGUUCAACCCCGAACGGCUAAAUCCAAGAGUGGAGAGCCUCAUCUACUGGAGGGACCCGAAAAAAUCUGGCCCAGUCUUUGGCGCGGUGUUGGUCAUCCUUCUCAGCUUGAAGUUCUUCUCGCUGAUCAGCGUUGGCGCAUACGUCUCGCUGCUUGGCCUCCUCGCCACCAUUUCCUUCCGCAUCUACAAGAAUAUUGUGCAGGCUGUCCAGAAGACUGGUGAUGGACAUCCAUUCAAGGAAUAUUUGGAACUCGACGUUGUCAUUCCUCAACAAAAGGUCGAGGAGGUGACGAAAAUUGCCGUUGCCCACAUGAAUGCCGCGCUCGUAGAGUUGCGUCGUCUUUUCUUGGUCGAGGAUUUGGUUGACUCGAUCAAGUUCGCCGUUUUGCUGUGGUGCUGCACUUAUUUGGGCGCCUGGUUCAAUGGCAUCACCCUCAUCAUUCUUGCAUGGAUCGCCCUGUUCUCUCUCCCGAAAGUUUACGAAACGAAUAAGACGCAGAUCGAUGCCAACCUCGACAUCGUGAAAUCUAAACUGGCCGACAUCACGUCAAAGGUGAAGGCGGCAGUUCCGAUCGGCAAAAAGUCCGAAGAGAAGAAGGAGUAAAUCCCACCCUCAGAAACAAACGAAGAAGCAAUCGACAUCGUACAUCAUCGGAUGCCAAAAACAGACAGUAACGAGAGUAAAAGUAAAAAACAAAAAACGCGAGAGGCAUCCCACAAAAAUAUCUCUUUUAAUUCCAUUCUAAUCUAAAAAAAAAGUAAAGAAAGUAAAAACUUAAAGUAAACAAAGUAAACACCAUCUUAUCUACUACAUAAUAACUCUUCUCUAUAUACAUAUUGAUGAAAUUGUUUUGUUAAUUAAUUUUUUUUGUACAUAGAAGACUAUAUUUUAAACUUCGCCUGAGGAUCAUGCUUGUUCGAUAAAGAAAAAAAAAACACAUUAAAAUUGUUGGAAGCGUUACUUUGGCGAUUCUCAGCGCAUGUGCGAGAAUUUAUGUUCGUCAUCGUCUCUUAAUUACUCUUUUUAUAUCAAAUCAAUUUGUAAUACAUAAACGUUACGUUAAACGAAAGCGAACCGAAGCGCUGUGACAAUGCGACGCUGAAGGAUUUCCCAGCCAGAUUGAGAUUUAUUACCUUAAUUUAUGUUUUAAUUUAUGUAUUGCAAGAAUUAUAUUAUUGUACUAAAUACACAGAAAUAAGUUACAA
Molecule: messenger RNA, 2443 nt
Organism: Dalotia coriaria
Lineage: Eukaryota; Metazoa; Arthropoda; Insecta; Coleoptera; Staphylinidae
Gene: Rtnl1
Product: reticulon
Exons: 6
Coding region: 216-1841 (541 amino acids)
Cellular component (GO): axon; endoplasmic reticulum membrane
Source: RefSeq, a predicted model, not a curated record